GCUACGGGCACGCAGCGCCCAGCACGGACGGCGGGAAGGUGUUCUGCAUGCUCUACGCUCUGCUGGGCAUCCCUCUCACCCUGGUCAUGUUCCAGAGCCUGGGCGAGCGCAUCAACACCUGGGUGCGGGCGGGGCUGCGGCGCCUCAAACGGCGCCUGGGCAUGCGGCGGCCGGAGGUGUCCAUGGCCAACAUGGUGACCAUCGGCUUCGUGUCCUGCGUGGGCACCCUGUGCGUGGGCGCCGCCGCCUUCUCGCACUACGAGAGCUGGAGCUUCUUCCAAGCCUACUACUACUGCUUCAUCACGCUSACCACCAUCGGCUUCGGCGACUACGUGGCGCUGCAGAAGGACCAGGCGCUGCAGACGCAGCCGCAGUACGUGGCUUUCAGCUUCGUCUACAUCCUGGCCGGCCUGACGGUCAUCGGCGCCUUCCUCAACCUGGUGGUGCUGCGCUUCAUGACCAUGAACGCCGAGGACGAGCGAAGGGACGCGGAGCAGCGGGCGCUGCUCGGACGGAGCGCCCGGCCCUGCCCGGCUCCGGCUCCGGCCGGUCCCGAGGGCUCCGCGGCCGUGGCGGUGCCGGCCGAGAGCGGWUUCCGUAAUGUCUACGCCGAGGUGCUGCACUUCCAGUCGGUGUGYUCGUGCCUGUGGUUCAAGAGCCGCGAGAAGCUGCAGUAUUCCAUCCCCGUCAUCAUCCCCCGCGAUUUGGCCGCCCCGGACGCGGACGCCGAGCGGGGUCGAGUUUCGCCCGCYCGCCGCGCCGCCGGGACCCCGGAGCAGCGCUGCUUCUGCCGCUCCCGCCGCUCGGCCAUCAGCUCCGUGUCCACCGGCCUGCAGAGCCUGGCGGCAUUCCCGGGAUUCGCCAAGCGCCGCAGCUCCGUGUAGCCCGCCCCGAUUCCCCGAUCCCAAUCCCUGAUCCCGGAUCCCGAACAUUUUGGGAAGCGGCUCCAGACUCUGGAACGGCGCCGGAGCGGCGCUCGCUCCGCUUUGGGAUUUUGAUUUAAAACCUCUGGGAUUUUGAUUUUUGCGAAACCACUCCUUGAAAAUGUGAAACUUGGGGGAACCGGUGGGAUCGGGGGCACCUCGCACCGGCCCUUCCCGAGCUCUGGAUCCUCGGGAAUCUCCCGGGAAGCGCAGAAGGASCCACGGCCGCGGAAAUCAGGCUAAGAGGGGCUUAGCCGGAGCUUUUCCGCAUCAUCCG
Molecule: messenger RNA, 1200 nt
Organism: Malurus melanocephalus (red-backed fairy wren)
Lineage: Eukaryota; Metazoa; Chordata; Aves; Passeriformes; Maluridae
Gene: KCNK3
Product: potassium two pore domain channel subfamily K member 3
Exons: 1
Biological process (GO): stabilization of membrane potential; potassium ion transmembrane transport
Cellular component (GO): membrane
Molecular function (GO): potassium ion leak channel activity; open rectifier potassium channel activity
Source: RefSeq, a predicted model, not a curated record